AUGUCGGUUUUGGUGAAUGGAAGCCCUACGAAAGAAUUUGUGGUAGAGAGAGGUCUAAGGAAAGGGGAUCCGUUAUCGCCGUUUCUUUUUGUCAUUGUAGCGGAGGCGUUGAAGGGAAUGGUUAGCAAGGUGGUAGAGAUAGGUGAAUAUGUUGGUUUCAAUAUAAGGAGAAAGUGUAGUGUGGAUAUUUUACAAUUUGUGGAUGAUACUUUAUUGAUAGGAAAGGGGAGUUGGAAGCAAGUGAGGGCUAUCAAGGCUAUUCUAAGAGGUUUUGAGAUGGUGUCGGGUCUUGGGAUCAAUUAUCACAAAAGCAAAAUUAUUGGAUUUAAUGUUAGUGACAACUUUUUGGAUAUUGCUUCUAACUUUUUGUCUUGUAGGAGGGAAGAUAAUAACUUCACUUUUCUUGGUAUUCCUAUAGGAAUUAAUCCUAGAAGGAUUUCCUCUUGGAACGUGAUUUUGAACAAACUAAAGUCCCGUCUCUUGGAUUGGAAGGUGCGGUUACUUAGUUUUGGAGGUAGACUCACUCUCUUAAAAUCCGUUCUUUGUAGUCUUUCGAUAUUUAUGCUUUCCUUUUAUAAUGCUCUUAAGAAGGUGUUAAUGGAGAUAUCGAGACUGCAAAGCAAUUUUCUUUGGGGUGGAGUGGGGGAAAAAAAGAAAAUUCAUUGGGUGAGUUGGAAAUCUAUUUGCUUACCUAUUGAGAAAGGAGGCCUUUGUUUAAGAAGGAUUUGUGAUUUCAAUUUUGCUCUCCUUCAAAAGUGGCGUUGGAGAAUUCUAGGCGGUUCGAAGGAUUUAUGGUAUAGAGUGUUCAGAGCUAGAUACGAAGAUAUUAACCUCCACGUGGUUUCUUAUAAUAGCAAAGUUGAUAAGAAAUUUUCGAAAUCUACUUGGUGGACGGACAUAUUAUCUUUGGAGAAUAGUUACAAUGAAAACUUGUUUGUUGAUAAUUGUAGAUUUUUUAUUGGUAAUGGAUACAACACUUCUUUUUGGCAAUCAAGGUGGAUGGGAGAUUUUUGUUUGAAGGUUCUUUUUCCGGUGGCUUACAAUCUUUCGGAGUCUAAAUUUGUUUCGGUUGCGAGUAUGGGAGGUUGGAGGGGAGACGUUUGGUUUUAG
Messenger RNA from Vicia villosa (hairy vetch), 1110 nucleotides. RefSeq lists its product as uncharacterized. The coding region runs from base 1 to 1110 and encodes 369 amino acids. NCBI's taxonomy places the organism in Eukaryota, Viridiplantae, Streptophyta, Magnoliopsida, Fabales, Fabaceae. The record is from RefSeq and is a predicted model, not a curated record. The transcript has a single exon.